Molecule: messenger RNA, 9486 nt
Organism: Onychostoma macrolepis
Lineage: Eukaryota; Metazoa; Chordata; Actinopteri; Cypriniformes; Cyprinidae
Product: potassium/sodium hyperpolarization-activated cyclic nucleotide-gated channel 2-like
Exons: 9
Coding region: 306-3521 (1071 amino acids)
Biological process (GO): transmembrane transport; potassium ion transport
Cellular component (GO): membrane
Molecular function (GO): voltage-gated potassium channel activity
Source: RefSeq, a predicted model, not a curated record
GUGAGUGCCGGCAUUCAGUUCUGCAGAGAGAGAGAUUGAUCCAGAGCUGCUCAGGUUAAACACUUCCCAAGUGGGAAGCAGAGCGUGUGGCUGGGAGCAUGGCGACCCCGGUGACCUCCAGAGGUCAAGCGCUCCAUCACUGAAGGGACGCGGCGUCUCACCUCUCUCUCUUCCUCCGCCGGGUUGAGACAACCUUUCAAUGUCAUUGCUCCGGGCUGCUGUUCUGGAGCCGCGCUUCACUCUGUCACACAUCAGCGUCAGGCAACACAAGAUAAUUACAGGCCAAAUCUGAUCCGGUGAAUGACAUGGACCGGAAUGAGCUCUCUCCCGGUUCGGAUGUUGCCAUGACGAAGAAAGCGGCCCAUAAGAGCGCGCCGGCGUACCACUGCGCCAAGAGUUGCCUGGAGUCCAACUCGGAUGCCGCGGGGUCGAACCUGAAACCCAAUCACGUCGCAGCGGAGGAGACGGACGACGCGGAGGAGGAAUCCAGCAAGUUUCAGCAUCCGCGCCUGAGGAGAGCAGGAGGAGGGAGCAGCGUCCAGAUUAAGAGCUGCGCACCGGGAGGAGGAGCGUCCAGGAGCUCCAGUUCCACCGAUGCGCGCCUGGGUGAUGCUGAUGCUGCUCCUGCGGGUCGCCACGACACCGUUAAGGGCGGAGGAGGAGGAGGCAAAGCGUCUACCGUAGUGGCCACCGUGACGGUAGAGGCUUGUAAUGCUACCGAAGGCGACGGCAAUCCCUCAGCACCGCUUUCCAGCAUGAAAUGCAACAAGAACGGGGAGUGCAGGCGGGACUCCGGCACCGGGAGCCUCCGGUCCAUCAUGUCCAAAUCCGACGGAAGCAAGCGCGCGGCGUGCAAUUCAAUGACCAGCGUGGACGCGACCAGCACGCAGGGGCAGGACGCCUCGAACCCCGGCGUCCCGGAGAAGAAGGAUUCCAAAGUGUCCUUUUCCAACGCCCCCAGCAGGAAAGCCUCGUCCUCCAUCCACGGCGCGCAGCAGCCCCGCAACUCGGUGACGUUCCUCAAAUCCGAGGAUGGAGCGCAGGAGGACGGCGAGACGCGGGGCAGCCAGGCGAGCUUCAUGCAGCGGCAGUUCAGCAGCAUGUUGCAGCCCGGGGUCAAUAAAUUCUCCCUGCGCAUGUACGGGAGCCAGAAGGCGGUGGAGAAGGAGCAGGAGCGCGUCAAAUCGGCCGGCAACUGGAUCAUUCACCCCUACAGCGACUUUAGGUUCUACUGGGAUUUCACCAUGCUUCUCUUCAUGGUGGGCAACCUGAUCAUUAUUCCCGUCGGCAUCACCUUCUUCAAAGACGAGACGACCACGCCGUGGAUCAUCUUCAACGUGGUCUCAGACACCUUCUUCCUCAUGGACCUGGUGCUCAACUUCCGCACGGGCAUCAUUAUCGAGGACAAUUCCGACAUCAUCCUAGACCCCAAGACCAUCAAGAAGAAGUACCUGAAGACCUGGUUUAUUGUGGACUUUGUCUCAUCCAUUCCGGUGGAUUAUAUCUUCCUGAUCGUGGAGAAGGGCAUAGACUCGGAGGUGUAUAAGACGGCGCGAGCUCUGAGGAUUGUGCGUUUCACUAAAAUCCUGAGCUUGCUGAGGCUGCUGCGUCUCUCCCGGCUUAUCCGCUACAUUCACCAGUGGGAAGAGAUCUUCCACAUGACGUAUGACCUGGCGAGCGCAGUGAUGCGGAUCUUUAACCUGAUAGCGAUGAUGCUGCUGCUGUGCCACUGGGAUGGGUGUCUGCAGUUUCUGGUGCCCAUGCUGCAAGACUUCCCCUCCGACUGCUGGGUCUCCCUCAACAAGAUGGUGAACGACACGUGGAGUGAGCUGUACUCGUUUGCCGUGUUUAAAGCCAUGAGUCACAUGUUGUGCAUAGGUUACGGUCGUCAAGCUCCGGAAAGUCUCUCUGAUAUCUGGCUGACGAUGCUCAGCAUGAUCGUCGGUGCCACCUGCUACGCCGUCUUCAUUGGACAUGCCACAGCUCUCAUCCAGUCACUGGACUCCUCACGACGCCAGUACCAGGAGAAGUACAAGCAAGUGGAGCAGUACAUGUCCUUCCACAAACUUCCAGCAGAUUUCCGUCAGAAAAUCCACGAUUACUAUGAGCACCGUUACCAGGGCAAGAUGUUUGAUGAAGAAAGCAUCCUAGAGGAGCUGAACGAGCCGCUCAGAGAGGAAAUCGUGAACUUCAACUGCCGUAAGCUGGUGGCCUCCAUGCCCCUGUUCGCCAACGCAGAGCCCAACUUUGUGACAGCCAUGCUGACGAAGCUCCGUUUUGAGGUCUUCCAACCAGGCGAUUACAUCGUCCGUGAGGGAACCAUCGGCAAGAAGAUGUACUUCAUCCAGCACGGCGUGGUGAACGUGAUUACCAAAGGAACGGUUGGCAUGAAACUUUCCGAUGGCUCCUACUUCGGAGAGAUUUGUCUGCUGACGCGAGGCCGUCGUACGGCGAGUGUGCGAGCGGAGACCUACUGCCGUCUGUAUUCGCUCUCCGUGGACAAUUUUAAUGAGGUUUUGGAGGAAUAUCCCAUGAUGAGGAGGGCUUUUGAGACUGUAGCCAUUGACCGACUGGACCGCUUGGGAAAAAAGAAUUCCAUCCUAAUGAACAAAGUGCAGCACGACUUAAACUCCGGCAUCUUAAACAACCACGAGAACGAGAUGAUCCAAGAGAUCGUGAAGUAUGACCGCGAGAUGGUGAAGCUGAUUGACCUGCAGCGCCCGCGCGCCAUGUCCAUGACGCCCUCCAUCCCCGGCGGGAUCUUUGCUCCGCAUGGCCAGUCGCAGGGCGGCAGCUCUGCCAUCGCUACUCUACAGCAGGCGGUGGCCAUGAGCUUCUGUCCCCAGUUCGGUCCGAUGGUGGGUCCCAGCACCAUGCAGUCGCCCCGGAUGGUGCGACGGUUCCAGGUAUUGCAAAACCUUGCUAGCCCAGUGGUGGUUUCUCCUCAGCAGUCUCAGCUGGGGCUUGGCGCGCUCGCCGGUGUCGCUAUAGCCAGUCCGCCGGUUCAAAGCCCGCUAGCGGCGGCAGGCGGACGAACUUUCCAGUACGGGAGUGGCCCGAUGGGUGCACGCUCCGGAUCUCAGCUCUCUCUCAUCCAACAGCAUGUCCCCAGUCCCACACGGCCCAAAGGAACCCAACCAUUGCAACAAACAGGGAGCCUGACCCAAGACGCCAGAGCCCUGUCUGCUUCCCAACCCUCCCUGCCACAAGAUGGCGCUCCGCCUGUCGCUCCCAGCCCGCCACCGUCGACCCGCGUCUCCUCGACGUCGAUCGGCCCACCUCAAGCACCCCAUCCUGCCAUCCCAGGGCCUUCUGGGGUCCGGAGCGCAGUUCUUCAGAGAAUGGCGCUGCCUCACCAGGCGUCCGCAGCCGCGGUUGGGAAUUACCCGUCUACGCCGCCCCCUACAGGCACUCCGCCCGCCGUAGCGGGACCGGACUCAGUUAUACGCAAGAAAGAUUCCAUAGUCAGCCUUCCCGAGACGGACUUCACAGCCAGAUCCCGGUUAUCGUCCAACCUCUGACGAGAACUCUGAGACUCUUUGCGAUACUUUUUGUGAGUCACAGUUCGUUCUUUUUGCUCGAGUCCCGCGCUCGUAGGGUGGCUUUUCAUAGGAACCAAAGGGAGGGCGUUCAGACAGAUUUAAGGUGUGGUCACAUUUACCGAAAUUUUGCGGGCGAAAUUAAGUCGUUCCAAUAGGAAUCCGUACAAUCGGGAGUUUCGCGCACAGUUGGUCUUUUGAAUUCACCACGUUGACCAAUGAAGCUGCAUGUUUUGAGAGUUUUGUGCUUUAUACAUCGCUACGCUGUUGAUGAAUUUUGCUGAAAUAUCGCUAAUGUGACCUCACCUUUACCGCUACUAGAUUUAACGUCUUCGCUACGAAUAGAUUCACGAGGUCGGAUGCCUCGCUAGUGUAGCUAGUGCCGCCCCUGUACAGCUUCAGAUGCCUCUUAAUAUAUUUGUCUUUAUCGUCUCGAGUGAAAGGGAGAAAUCCUGUCGUGUGUUACUGUGGUGUUUUCUGUAGAGUUCAUACAAUGCAAUCGGGCGACUAGAAAAUCAGGGACUUGCAAGGGAUGACAAUGAUGAGAUUUGGCGCUUCGCGAAAGUGUUUUGGAACGUCUCCAUUCUUUCUGUAUAAGCUCUACUUGUAGCAAUCUAAUUACUUGUCUUUCACUUUGUUGUAAAAUAUAGAUAAAAAAAAAAACAAGUAUUAUGGACCGCUGGUCGAUCUUAUAUCUUAAUGUAAAUAAAGAGGUAAAAAAGGGAAAAAAUAAGUUCUAAUAGAAAACACACAAAUUGUAUUUACUCAAACCAAAGUUGAGCUUGAACACAAGUUUUGGUUGUGUCUGUGUCAACUGAGAAAAACAAGUCAAACGAAAAUGUCCUCUAUUUAACUGCCUUGAUUCCGAGUUUAGAAGCCAUAUACAUGGUCUGUGUGUGCGUGCGUGUGUAUUUGUGCACAUAUGCUUAUUAUUCGUUUAAUUUAUAAAACUGUUUGAUCGAACGGGAGUGUAAUGCUUGCAUUUUUACGUGUCGAUAAAGGCAAUACUUCACUGCAUCGGGGUUGCACUGAGAGUCGAGGCUUGAAUGCAAUGGGUCGUUUAAAUUAGCAGGCAAACCAAAAUAAUCAUGCUGUUUUUUUGUGAUCCAUGUUGAUCUGCACAUGCAAUAUAAUUCUGCAAUAUUCUCGCCCUGCCUUUUAUACGAAAGCUUCAUAUCGCAGCAUAAGCAAUUUAAUCAGCGUUAUUCAGAGAAUCUUCGAAACCUCGUCUUUUAAAGUACUGGAUAAAGUUUGCGCAGCUUUCGCAAUAUGUUAUGAAAUUUGUCCUCGUUUUCUAAAGUUACAGGUAUUUUUUGUCACUUUAUGUUUGGGGGUCUACAGCAGUUGUGCGUUUCAGUGAUGGAAACAGGUUUUGUAAUGUGUUAUGGCUCUCUGUGCUGAUUUUUAUUUUAUUGUUGGGACAGUCACAAUAAACAGAAAAAUUCACAAUUUUGAAAAGGUCAAAGGUCAGAGAGGUUGGUUAUUCCAGUAGACCUUAAAAAAAUUGUAAUAUUUAAUUAAUGUAAGAAUAUAAAAAUAAAAAAGACAAUAUUAGCUAUAUAAUGUAAUAUUAUUGUAAAAAUAUAAUAUCUUCUAUAUCUAUUUAUUUAUUCUAUAUUUUACAGUUAAACAGUGACAUUUUUUAUAACAUUGCCUGUUGUGUUAAAAAUAGAUCCUAAUUUGCACAAAUUACUGAGUAUCUAAAACAUGCUGCAUAUUAAUGGCCUGUAAACGUUAUACAAAGUUUGUGCGUGGGCUCAGUUUGCAGGCCUGUGAGCGCUGGCUGAAUCGUUGAUUUGUUGAUUGCCUGUGAACAGAUGUAAACUAUUGGGUUGAUUUACGAACUUGUCUCUUUACAAGAAUGUAGUUGUUUGUUUCAUUGUCAACUGCUGCAGAUUUUUCUCACUUGAAGUUUGAAAAUUGUAAAUAUGACGCUGUAAAUUAUUUUAUGUGCAAACCCGGGCAGUAACAUAGGAAAAAUGAUUUUAGAAAAACAAAAACGAGAUUGGUGCAUAAUGGGUUUUGAAUGUAUGCCAAGUGGCAUUAUUGAUGUGACCUGAAUAUUAACAACUGCCAUGUAAAUAGAUCAGUAAUAAUUCAUGCAAAAUGGAAAUUGUGUGUAUUUGCCGAUUAUUUGUAGCGAUCACGUCCUAAGUACUUUAAUCAGAUACAUCUAGAAUGCUUUUAUUUUUCUAAGUCUUGUUUCUCUUACAGUGAUCCAUCUGUGGAUUAUAUUAACACAAAGCACACUGUGUCCCAUUAGCACCCUCUAUAGGACAGGUAUCAUCACAUUCCCCAGUUGUGCUGGAUGAAUUUGAGAUCGUGGGACUUGCGCGAUUGAAACAGGCAGCUUAAUCAAUUAAAACAAAACAAACAAACAUUGAAAAGAUUCCCUGAAACAACAGUGUAUUGAUUACUAUUGAUUUUACUAUAUACAGUAAGCCUGCAUUUACCCUGCUGAUAUGCACAGAUCAGAUCAUGUUGCAUGCAUGUUUGUGCAAGGGCACAAACACAAGCGAUCAUUUUUUUUUCCAUCUGAUCUGGCUCACUUUCAAAUGUGGUUCUGAAUCCGAAAUGUAUCUGAUGUGUGUGGUCAUCUGGUCAACAUCUUAGCACUUGUGUCCAGUGGUCUAAAAUCAUCACUUGGUGCUUUGCUAAGAUUAGUGAAUGCAUUGGAAUUGCACCGUUGCCCGUUGUGUCUUAAAGGAAUAGUUCACCCAAAACAUUUUAAUUUGCUGAAUAAUUGCUCACCCUCGGGCCAUCCAAGAUGUUUGCUUCUUCAUGUUUCUUCAUCAGAACAGAAAUGUAGCAUUACAUCACUUGCUCACCAAUGGAUCCUCUGCAGUGAAUGGGUGCCGUCGGAAUGACUCCAAACAGCUGCUAAAAACGUGUGUUUGUAAGAAACAAGUCCAUCAUUAAUACAUCAUUUUUAAUUUCAAACUGUUGCUUUUGAGUCCAUAAUCUAUAACAGGGGUCGGCAACGUCGGUCCUGGAGUGCUGUUGUCCUGCAGAGUUUAGCUCCAACCCUGGAAAAAACCUCACCUGCCUGUAGCCUCAGUAAUCCCAAAGGCCUUGAUUAGCUUGCUCAGGUGUGUUUGAUUAGGGCUAAACGCUACAGGACAGUGGAACUCCAGGACCGACAUUGCCUACCCCUGAUCUAUAAUAUUGGUUCCUCCAAUUUAAAAAGGCAUCUCGUCUGAAUCUUGAGAGAAAUCUGCACAGAUCAAGCACCGUUUACAAGCCCAAACAGUCCAAAACAGCUCUAAACUAAUACGUGGGUGAAUUUUGAUGUGAGAGACAACAGGCGAUAGACUUUUUCCCCUGGAGGAGGCGUCAUUAUGGACGUGUUUUGGCCAGAAGAAAUUAUUUUAAAUUUAAAAUGCCAUAAUGAUGGAUUUGUCCAUUCACUGAGCAAGUGAUGUAGUGCUAAAUUUCUCUAAAUCUGUUCCCAUGCAUGAAGAAACAAACUCAGCUACAUAUUGAAUGGCACGAGGGUGAGUACAUUUUCAUUUUUAGGUGAGUGUAAACAUAUUAGAUCUGUGCAUUAGGCAUUGCAUUGUAAAGACAGCACAACACCACAUCUACACUGGAAGCAGAUUUAAAAAAAACAAAAACAUAACUGGUAUAAAAUUUACUUUUAAUGGAACAUCAUAAAUUAGCUAAGUAAUGGUCAAACAUUUAACCCUGUAAAGCCUGACAUAUUAAAUAAUAGUCAAAAAUUUUGGAGAAAAAGUUUAUUGAACCUUAAUGCAAAGUAUAAAAGUCUAAAAAUGAAAUCAUAUUUGCUUUUGUGGUUUAUAGAGUGUGAUACAGUGAGAAUAUGGAGCUCAUACAACUAAAUAAGCAAAAAUAGGCAAUUUGGUGCAGAUGCUGAUUAAGAUAUUAGCUUGUAAUGUAAAUCAAUGAGAUCUUUAUAACAGUAUAGCAGACUACUUAUCUCUCAAUAAUAUGCCUUAUAAAGAUAAUAUGUUUGAUGAUCAAAACAUAUAAUGCAAUGCAAUACUAUUAUGACUGAAAGAUGAACAAAUAAACUUUCCUCAAAUGAUCAUAUCUUGAUUUUUCUAAACAGAAUUGUGAAAAAUAAUCGAAAGAAGCUAAAAAAGUCUAAACUAUCAAUCAGACAACAGAAGGCAUGUAGUAGAUUGUGUGCAACAGGUUUAACAGUGUAUAAAAUAUUAUACAGUAGGCUUUAUAGUGUUAAAUACAUAGGUUUACAUUUUCAUCCACAGCAAGUUACAUUGCAUUUAAGAUAUGCAUUUAAUCAGAUCAUGCAUUCUGGGAAUAACCAUGCUGUUUGAGCUACAGGAAUGCAAGAAAUUCAAUUAAUAAAAUAAUAAUUUUAUUGCAGACUGAGUGAAAAACAAAUGGUCUGAAGAAGCCAUGCAAAAAUAGAAACAAGGCAUUUGUCAACUGAUAGCAUGUUGCUGCCAUUGUAAACAGCUCUGUUGGUUAUAAUGGCAGCUUUUUGGUUUUAAAAUUUAGCGGUGCAACGCUUGCAUCCAGUGUAGAUGCGGUCUAAAGGCAUAAUUUCAGUCAAACCUAAAAAAGCCCCAAUAAAGACAGCAAACUGUACCUCCACAAGCAUCUCCUGUAACAUAAGAAUCUGAUGAUAUUAAUCUGAGAAAGGAAGCUAGGAAAUGACAGUCCGUUGACCGAUUGGUUCGUUGAAACUUUAUCACAGGAUUGCAAUGUAAUCUCUCUUAUUUGGUUUCUCAGUAAAGGCACAUUCUGUUUCCUGCGAAUAAACGUUUCAGUUCUGCUAGGGCUUUAUGUUCUCUCUCCCAAGGACACACACCGCGCUUUAAUUCGCUUCAAGCGUUGGUCGAUAAGGAUGGGUAUGGCAGUGAAUGUAUGCGAAUAACUGGACCGUUUUAAUUACAUAUGUACACACGUUUGCAUAUGUAAUGGUUUUAGCCCUAAUUAAGCUGCUGUCUGAUUGUUCGAAUGGAGAUCGCAGCCAAAUGUGAGUAUUUUAACGUCGCUCCACGGCAGACUCAUAUAGUACCCACUCACGCUCUCACCGCAGGCCUCGUCUGCCGUUAAGUCAUCUGUGUGGAAAACGUGACAGUUUUAUUCUGCUUUUCCAGUGCGGAAAGGCUGGCAGAUGCGAGCGAGGCAAUCUUCCCUGCUAGCGCUUGAAGGACAGGCGGACAGAUUGACGGAACAUUCCUCCAUAUUUCCCGGCAUCAAAUGUAAAUCAGGGUACUUUAUGUUUCUGGUAGGAGAAGUGUUUUUUUUGUUGUUGUUUUUUCUUCUCCCUCGUCUGUCUGUUUCUUUUCUGUUUUGACAAUGUGCCCCAAUGCACAAUGUACUGUAAAUACCUAGUGCCUAGUAUAUCUAGUUUCCAAAUAGUCUAUUUUUAGUCGUAUGUGGCUCUACGAAAGACAAAAUGCAAAGUUUAUGUGUCUUUUCUUUUUUAAAGGAAAUGUUCACCCAAAAAUGAUUUGCUUUAAAGCAUCUUCACGCAGCUCUUUUCUAUAUACAAAGUUCAUUGUAACCAUGUUUAUCAGACUACAAAAAAAGACAAUAAACAUAUAAAAACAACCUUACAAUGGAAAAAAAAAAAAAAAAAAUCUUAAUCAGUAUUUUUGUCUUGUUUUCCAAAUAUCUACAUAUUCUUAAACCAAUAUUUCUUGAGAAGCAAAAUUACAAGAUAUUAAGUCAGUUUUCAAUGUAUCAAAAUACAAAUAACAAAUAGCUGCCAAUGGGUUUUAAAAAAGUAGACUUUCAUCAAAGUUUCACUUUCAAGUACAAUUCAUAGGGAAAACAAGAUUAAUUUUCAUACCGCACUCAUAGGUAUUUUGUUCUCGUUUUUAAGCAAAAAACUUGCUUUUUUAAGUAGAAGUAUUUUGAUUUAAGAAUGUAUUUGUAUUAUAUUUGUAAUGGAAAACAAGACAAAAAAUAUUACCCAAAUAUUACCUUUUUUCGCAGUGUUAUUUUAGGUAAA